AUGGCAGAGCUGCGGGGAGAGAGCGGCUGCGUCGGCCCGCUGGCGGAGAAGCUGGGCCCAGUGCGGCCCGCAGAGACGGAGCCCCCCCCCCCACGCGGGAGAGCUGCUCCCAAGCUUCGCGGCGCCUGCAGCGACCAGCGCAGAAGAGGCCUCGCCGUGGCCGAAGAGCCGAGAGGGAACCGCGCCCCGCCAUGCUUUCCGGGACAAAGGCUGCUGUCGCAGGGCUUCUGCGAGCGAGGGCGAGGCCCGGCCGGGAAUGUGGUCCGGAGCGAGGCUGGUCGUCCGGGGAAGCCUGUGGCACACGCCCUGCCCCCCCCCCGAGACCAGCUGCAGCUCGCCAGCGGCUGCGAGGGGCGACGCAUCGGGCUGCAACCCCCAGGCCAGGAUGUGUCUGCAGAAGAGGACGCCGGACCAGCCUGGGAUCCUGGCAAAACCCGCUCCGAAGAGGGCUCACCUGGACCCCAGUGGUCAGAGCUGAGCUGCAAGGAAGGCCUUGGGGAAGCCAGUCCCCCGUUUGUCCUGGGGUCCUUCCAUAAGCCCCCUCCGCUGCUCCUGCGCGUGCCAGAAGAACACGGCGGGAGGGAGUUGGCUCAUUGCGAGCAAGGGCACGAGAACCUCGGCGCUGGCAGCGAUGCGGCCGCCGCGGCCCUGACUUUCGCCAUCACGAGCCGGCGUCUCCUUGAGGAUAACAAGGAAAAGUGGCGGAAACGGCUCACGAGAGCCUUUUUGCAAGUGGCGAAGCCAGGCUUGGACUGGGGUGGCGAGGUGGGUGCACGCGCCAUCGGCAGCAGCCAGCCCGGGCCGUGCCUGGCCGAGUUUGGCCGCGAGGCCGGCACCCGCUUCGAGGACGCGCUCCGUUCGGACGGACGCUCGAACAACGCACUCCUCAGCGCAGACGCGGAGUCGGGACACACGGCCGUGGGAAGCCCGCUGCAGCCCGCAGAGGGGGCCUUGGCUCAUACGAGCGUGGAGACAGCCUCGUCUCAGAGGGACGCUGCUUUUCCAGAGCCAAGCACUCCCCCGGACACCAGCACGAGACAAGCCCCGGCCUCGAGGAAGAGGCCGCCCUCCCCGAAACCGGGAAGCUCCGCCAGGAAGCAGCAGAGGCUCAGGGCCACCCCGGCAGCUGCCCAGCUCGGCUUGCCAAAUUCGAAACCGCGCAUCUCCACGGUGGACCCGCCCCUCUUGGAGGGAGAUGGCCUGGGGGCUCCGGCUCCUGAAGGGGAACCCGCCACCCCCAAGCGGUCCUCGUGGGGUGGCAAGAAAGGGCGCCACGGGGUGACCAGCCCUCCCCUGCUCCCAGUCUCCCCGUCCACAGCACCACCCGUGGCCCCACAGGCACAGGGGCCCCACAGGACUGACCUUCCGGAGGAAGAGGCGGCCCAGCCCCAGGCCGCAAACAAGACCAGGAGCCCCGAGGAGGAGGCAGGUGGGGGCGCCCUCUCUCGGGGGGGCCGAGGGACCACCACCUCCACCAUCGUCACCACCACGGUGAUCACCACGGAGACAACGCCAAGUCUGUGCGGGGUGAAUUUCUACGAGCCGGAGGGCUACAUCGAGUCCACGGACUACCCGCCCCUGCCCCAGAGCGGCUUCCUGGAGUGCACCUUCAACGUGACCGUCUACACGGGCUACGGCGUGGAGCUGCAGGUGAAAAGUGUGAACCUGUCCGAAGGGGAAGUGCUUUCGAUCCGUGGCGUGGACGGGGAGCGCCUGGUGGUCCUGGCCAAUCACACCCUCUUGGUGGAGGGCCAGGUGAUCCGCAGCCCCACCAACACCAUCUCCGUGCUCUUCCGCACCUUCCAGGACGACGUGACCGGGACGUUCCAGCUGCACUACCAAGUCUUCAUGCUGAGCUGCAGCUUCCCCCGGAGGCCGGACUUCGGGGAAGUCACCGUCAUGGGCUUGCACUCCGGCGGCACAGCCCGCUUUCAGUGCCACCUGGGCUAUGAACUCGAGGGCCCCGAAACCGUGACCUGCAUCAACGCUUCGAAGCCGCACUGGAGCUGGCCGGCGCCCAUCUGCUCAGCACCCUGCGGGGGAACCGUGCGGAACGCCACCCUCGGCCGCAUCCUGGCCCCGACCCCCGGGAGGAAUCGCACCGAGAGCACGUCCUGCGUGUGGACGGUCGGUGCGCCCGAAGGCCAGAAGCUCCACCUGCACUUCGAGAGGCUGCAGCUGCGGGACAGGCAGCGGAUGGUCGUCUACGACGGAGAGACGAAACUCUCGGCGGUCCUCUACAGCUCCCAGCGGGGCGACGUGGUGCCCUUCGAGGGGGUGAUCAGCGAGGGCCACGUCCUGCGCAUCGACUAUGUGGCGGACGGCCACGAUUCGGGGGCGGCGUUCAACAUCCGCUUCGAAGCCUUCGAGAAGGGCCACUGCUACGAGCCAUACAUCCAGAACGGCAACUUCACCACCUCCGACCCCACCUACAACCUGGGGGCGAUCGUGGAGUUCACCUGCGACCCCGGCCACUCGCUGGAGCAAGGCCCGGCCACCAUUGAGUGCAUCAACAUCAGGGACCCCUACUGGAACGACACGGAGCCCCUGUGCAGGGUCACCGUGUACGACGGCGAGGACCCGGGCGGCCACGUGCUGGGCCAGUUCCCGGGCGGCGGCGGCCCGCAGAAGCUCUACUCCUCGACGCCGGACCUGGCCGUGCAGUUCCACUCCGACCCGGCCGGGCUCGUCUUCGGGAAGGGCCAGGGCUUCGUCAUGAGCUACAUCGAAGUGUCCAGGAACGACUCCUGCUCCGACUUGCCCGAAAUCCAGAACGGCUGGAAGACCACGUCUCACGCAGAGCUCGUUCGAGAGGCCAAGAUCACCUACCAGUGCGACCCUGGCUAUGACAUCGUGGGCAGCGACACCCUCACCUGCCAGUGGGACCUCACCUGGAGCAGCGACCCCCCCUUCUGUGAGAAAAUCAUGUACUGCACGGACCCCGGAGAGGUGUCCCACUCGACCCGCCUGAUCUCGGACCCGGUGCUGCUGGUGGGGACCACGAUCCAGUACACCUGCAACCCGGGCUUCGUGAUGGAGGGAAGCGCCCUGCUGACCUGCUACAGCCGGGAGACGGGGACACCCAUCUGGACCUCGCGCCUGCCCCACUGUGUGUCGGAGGAAUCGCUCGCCUGCGGCAACCCGGGGCUGCCCGAGAACGGCUACCAGGUCCUGUACAAGCGCCUCUACCUGCCUGGGGAGUCGCUCACCUUCAUGUGCUACGAGGGCUUCGAGCUCAUCGGGGAGGUCACCAUCCAGUGCAUCCUGGGGCAGCCCUCCAGGUGGAGCGGGCCGCUGCCCGUCUGCAAAGUGAAUCAAGACAGCUUUGAGCACGCCCUGGAAGCCGAGGCUGCGGCCGAAACCUCCCUGGAAGGGGGCAACAUGGCGCUGGCCAUCUUCAUCCCGGUGCUCGUGGUCUCCUUGCUCCUGGGGGGGGCCUACAUCUACGUCACGCGGUGCCGCUCCUACUCCAGCCUGCGCCUGCCCCUCAUGUACUCCCACCCCUACAGCCAGAUCACCGUGGAGACGGAGUUCGACAACCCCAUCUACGAGACGGGGGAAACACGGGAGUAUGAAGUGUCGAUAUAA
Varanus komodoensis (Komodo dragon) is the source of this 3588-nucleotide messenger RNA. RefSeq names its product seizure related 6 homolog like (gene SEZ6L). Gene Ontology annotation, biological process: synapse maturation. The transcript is spliced from 20 exons. The record is from RefSeq and is a predicted model, not a curated record. Gene Ontology annotation, cellular component: neuronal cell body; endoplasmic reticulum. Lineage: Eukaryota; Metazoa; Chordata; Lepidosauria; Squamata; Varanidae. The coding region runs from base 1 to 3588 and encodes 1195 amino acids.